GCACAGGAAGUGUGUCCGAAGUUUAAUGGUUUACAUCCGGGACGCGUUUCUUCCUUCACCGGUGUGUGGAGAAUAAGCCCGAGGAGUCUGAGGUUUGAAUCUUCCUUCUUGAGAGCAAACAGGAAAUAGCGUGAGACAGGACAGGAUGGAUCUCCGGCCGUUGCUGCUGUGCAUUGCACUUUGUGUGGCUCACAUCUCCACCAAACCGAUGGAGAAGAAGGACCGAGUCCAUCACGAUGCUCCUCUUAGUGACAAGGAGCACGACGAUGAGGAGAAUUUCGACUAUGACCACGAAGCCUUCCUUGGCCAGGAGGAGGCCAAAACUUUCGACCAGCUCACACCAGAAGAGAGCAAAGAGAGACUCGGUAAAAUCGUUGAAAAGAUCGAUGAGAAUCACGAUGGCUUUGUGACGGUGGACGAGAUGAAGAACUGGAUUAAACACGCUCAGAAGCGCUGGAUUUACGAAGACGUGGACCGACAGUGGCAGGCUCACGACCUCGAUUCGGAUGCACACGUGUCCUGGGAGGAAUACAAGAAUGCUACAUACGGCUACGUCCUUGAUGAAUCAGACCCUGAGGAUGGGUUUAACUACAAGCAGAUGAUGAGCAGAGAUGAGCGUCGCUUUAAAAUGGCGGAUAAAGAUGGAGACAUGCGGGCGAAUCGCGAGGAGUUUACGGCGUUCCUCCACCCUGAGGAGUACGGGUACAUGCAGGACAUUGUGGUUCUGGAGACCAUGGAGGACAUUGACAAAAAUGGAGACGGGUUUAUUGACCUGGAGGAGUACAUCGGUGAUAUGUACAGUCAGGACGGAGACUCCACAGAACCUGAGUGGGUGAAGACGGAGCGAGAGCAGUUCACAGAGUUCAGAGAUAAGAAUAAAGAUGGACGGAUGGAUAAAGAGGAGACGAAAGACUGGAUUCUGCCAUCAGACUAUGAUCAUGCCGAGGCUGAAGCCAAACACCUGCUGUAUGAAUCAGACUCCGAUAAAGACGGACGGCUCACAAAGCAGGAGAUCGUGGAAAAAUAUGACCUCUUCGUCGGGAGUCAAGCAACGGAUUUCGGCGAAGCUUUAGUAAGACACGAUGAGUUUUAAUCCCCAAACCUCUGUGCAUGAAGAAAAGAGAAAUGGACUGUAAUUUAUUUCCUGGUUCUGAUCUCAAUCGUGCAAACUUCCAUAACUGAGAGUUAUGUACAGUUACAUUUUUCUAGGGUUUUUUUUUUUUUUGGAAAAGGAAAUAAUCCAUGAUGAAUUUGGUUUGUUUUUAUGUUUGGGAUGUUUUAAGUUUAUUCCUUAGAUAGAGGUGUGUGUGUGUGUGUGUGUGUGUGUGUGUGUGUGUGUGUGUGUUUUAAAACACUGAACACUUAAAGUAUUUCCAUAUCAUUUGAUAUAAACACUCUGUUUGGACUGUUCCGGUCUCUCCAGCGGCGUGUGGAAGGAUUUUGCCGUGUUCUUCUCUUCACACACCCCAAGCAUGUGAUUGAUUUAAAGUAAAGGAUUGUUCUGUUUGUGUGUGUGGGGAAUCGACUGAACGUCACACUCGCUCGGUCACUACAUGUACUGGUGCUCAUGAAGAGUCCUGUUCACAACUGCAGCAUUAACCACUGCAUACAUUUUACUAACAAUAUUUUAGGGUUAAAUAGAUUUAUUAAUGUGUCGAGUCCUUCAUAAGUGUGCUGUAACGUAUUAUAAUGAGUCACUGCUGCUUUUUUUUUUCCUCAUCACUACAUGAAUCGGGAGUUAAAUGACGAACACGGCCCAAUAGACAUUUCCUUUUUUUUAUUUUUACAUUUUAUUCUUGUUUUUCAGUCAGAAAGUGUCCAGUGUUUCCCAAGCUUCCUUUUCCAAACCAAUUAUAGGAAUUUUUUCCGCAGUCCGUUUUGUUUGACUGAAAUAAAACAUGUCCAGGUUUGAAGAUUCUGUACAUACCUGUGUAUGUGUUGACGGUGUAAAUACUGACACGUCCUGCACCCGAGAGGCUUUUCACAGUAAAAUAUAUAUGAAAAUAAAACAAAACAAAAAACCAAA
Molecule: messenger RNA, 2026 nt
Organism: Neoarius graeffei (lesser salmon catfish)
Lineage: Eukaryota; Metazoa; Chordata; Actinopteri; Siluriformes; Ariidae
Gene: calub
Product: calumenin b
Exons: 7
Coding region: 146-1093 (315 amino acids)
Cellular component (GO): endoplasmic reticulum
Molecular function (GO): calcium ion binding
Source: RefSeq, a predicted model, not a curated record